This is a messenger RNA of Lotus japonicus, 645 nucleotides long. RefSeq names its product thaumatin-like protein 1. Gene Ontology annotation, cellular component: extracellular region. Bases 1 to 645 code for a protein of 214 amino acids. The transcript has 2 exons. The record is from RefSeq and is a predicted model, not a curated record. Lineage: Eukaryota; Viridiplantae; Streptophyta; Magnoliopsida; Fabales; Fabaceae. Gene Ontology annotation, biological process: defense response.
AUGGCUGAGUCAAUUGCAUUUGCUACAACUUCAAUCAUUGUGUUGUUCUUGUUGGCACAUUCACCUGGAUCAAAUUCAGCUACAAUCAAAUUAGUUAACCAUUCCAAAUACAUAGUUUGGCCAGUCAUUGUGUCUCGCCAAGGAGCAAUCUCAUCACCACUAGCUUUCACCACUGGCUUUGCUUUGCAACCCAAUGAGUCCAUCUUCAUGGUCGUGCCCGCAUCCUGGUCCGGCCACAUAUGGGGUCGCACCCUCUGCUCCCAAGACCCCACGGAAAAGUUCUCUUGCGUGACGGGCAAUUGCGGCUCUUUGAGCAUGGGAUGUGUUGGCGGAGACCUCAACUCUUCGGCCACAGUGGCAGAACUCACCCUGUCCAACAUUGGCAAGCUCAAUUCCUAUAGAUUGAACCUCGCCUACAGGUACAAUCUACCCAUGAAGGUGCAGCCACUUGGAGAAGUAUCGACUAGCUAUAUGGUUGCAAGUUGCACAAUUGACCUGAACAAAGAGUGUCCAGAGGAGCUGAAGGUGAUUAGAGAGGGAGAGGUUGUUGCAUGCAAAAGUGGGUGCCAACAAGUGUUUGGUGGAUCAACUCAAUACAAUUGUCCCUCAUCUAAUUACCUCAUUACAUUCCAACCCACAAGGUAA